CGCAAGAUCCUACCUUCUAUUCAUUGCCAUGCCAUAAGCCUUGUUCUAUGCACAGGUUCUAUGAUUCAUGUGUUGACUGCGUGUACGUGUUUCAUCCGUAUAGAAAACGUUUAAAUUUUCCACAGAAUUUUCAAUACAUCAGCACUAAACACUAGAAUCUAAACUUAAGUAAUUCUGAUGUCAAGUCCAAAGGAAGAAUGUGUUUUGAAGGCGGGACAUCCUCCAGCAGUGAGAGCUGGGGGUAUGAGGAUAACUCAGCAUAAGGUGCGAAGAGACUCAGGUGGCUUAACUGAAGAUACAACAGGAAUCACCAUAUCGGGAAGCCCCCCUAAAACUAUGACAAUAUCAGGUGCUGUAGCUAAAGGCAAUGCAGAUUUUCCUGUCGAAGCUGUUGAGGGCUUUCACAAGGAAAAACCACCUGCAGUGCAUACCAGCAAACCUGGUAGUCACAUCAUCCAGCAACCCAGAAAGUAAACUAGCAAAGCUUGCGCAUUGCUAAAAAUUGGGCAAAUUUCAUAUUUUGGCUUUAAUUGAAAUUUUUAUUGGAUGUUAUUAUUAAGAAUAAAAAAAUAUUCUCACUUGCAUACAAGAUAAGGUUUUAUACGUAAAGGGAUACUGUGUGCAGGUAUAUAU
Molecule: messenger RNA, 633 nt
Organism: Dendroctonus ponderosae (mountain pine beetle)
Lineage: Eukaryota; Metazoa; Arthropoda; Insecta; Coleoptera; Curculionidae
Product: death-associated protein 1
Exons: 2
Coding region: 178-474 (98 amino acids)
Biological process (GO): negative regulation of autophagy; apoptotic signaling pathway; cellular response to amino acid starvation
Molecular function (GO): death domain binding
Source: RefSeq, a predicted model, not a curated record